UAAGGCGUUCACAUGAGUUUUGGUGUGUUCAUCCCCAUCUACUGUACACUGGUGCUUCAUACCACACCAACACACGCAUGGGCGAGUCAAAGGUUAUAGUGGAAUCAGGAAGUGACUCUGAAGCCAAGAUGGCGGCCAAGUCCCCCGCCCCCGAGGGCCAUCACUCCAAUUUAGUGAUGUUACUGACCAUGUUGGCCGGAGCCGCAGCGCUAGGAGCUGCUGUGUGGUUCCCCACGUCAGAGUUGGUUAAAGAACUUCACAGACUAGUCGUCAUCCUGGACAAAUCUCCGGCGGUCCAGAAUCCGCAGUCCGAACCCGUUCGCAAUGAAGCACCUGAGCAGUUACCACGUGAUUGCUAUGACAUAUACAAGUCUGGUCAGACAUCGGACGGACUAUAUACAGUACAUCCGUCCGAUAUACGGCGGGGACUACAGGUGCAUUGUGACAUGACGACGGACGGUGGGGGAUGGCUGACAUUCCAGAGACGUAUGGACGGCUCCGAAGUGUUUAAAAGAAAAUGGCAAGAUUACAUGUUUGGAUUUGGUGAUCCCGAGAAAGAGUUUUGGAUAGGAAAUGAGUUCCUUCACACGAUUCUGUCCCAGGGGUGGUACGAGUUACGGGUAGAUAUGGAGGACUUCAACGGAGAAAGGCGCUACGCCAAGUACAAACUAUUCCGCGUGGGGAACGGAUCCACGCGGUACCGUCUCAGUGUGGCGGGGUACUCAGGGGACGCAGGUGACUCUAUGGAGGUACACAAUGGGAUGAUGUUCUCCACUUUCGACCUGGACAACGACGGAGCGCCCGGUAACUGCGCGGAGAGCUUCAAGGGUGGAUUCUGGUACAAUAACUGCCACAACGCCAAUCCUAACGGGGUGUAUCUGGAAGGGGAGCACGAGACGCUCGCGGACGGAGUUAACUGGCACAGUUGGAGGGGCUACAAAUAUUCUAUGAAAUAUUUAGAUAUGAAAAUUAGGCCUGUAUGAUGAAAGUGUUGUGUGUGGCGCAUGUUGUAUGGAAGUACGUGUGUGACGUCAUCGAAGGGUCUACAUAGCAUUCUCUCUCACCCUUAGGAUACGAAAUCUGAUGAAAGGAACUGCGGGACGAUUUACCAGUGAUGCCGAGGAUGUAAGUUUAUGAGAGUGGAACCCUUGGAUUUUGAAGUUGUGUGUGAUUGAUGAGCGUGUAUCUGGUGUCGGGUCGUACAAUACCAGCCAUCGUUAUAUAUUGGUGUAAGAGGGUCAUCAUCUCUUCAUUUUCAAAUAUAUUGAGUUACUUCCCUUGAGCUGUAUGGUCUUUCAGAGAGUGUUAUGUGCCUAUGAAGAUAUUGUUGGUUAUUGUCGACUUAAUCAUGCUAUACAUGUAUAUUUCGAUUUCAUUUUCUUUCUCUUUACUGACUUUUUUUGAAAUAUUGUUAUUAUUUUUCCUUUUUGAAAUUUGUCUCAAUUUAAGCUUCAAUAUGUGGCUUGAUAUCGCCAAAUAAUUUCCUUUUAAGGUGGCCAAAACAUCCAUGUCAGCCAAAACUGAUUAAUUAAUAAUAUGAUUUCAUUAUUUAUUUUAAAUAUUUAAUAAUGUAUUUUAUUUUUCAAUCCUUUCCCGGAUGAGAAGUUGUGGAUAUUUGUUCCGUGAUAUGUACGGUCAAAAAGUAAACUCUCAGUUCUGUUGUAAAGAGUUCCCAAAUUAUAUGAUUAUAUCAUUUUGUUCAUGUAUGUAGAUAGAAUAGAUAUUAUUUGACAAGUAGUGUCUCUGAAUCCAUAGAAUACGACGUCAUAAUCACUUAGCACUAUGUCACUAUAUCACUUACUAGAGGAAGUCACAUGACACAUUAACACAAUAGAAUCUCAAAAAAUAUGAUAAAUUACUAUAACAAUAAAAUGUAUGUAAUACAAAA
This is a messenger RNA of Pecten maximus, 1888 nucleotides long. Its product is annotated as fibrinogen C domain-containing protein 1-B-like. The transcript has 5 exons. NCBI's taxonomy places the organism in Eukaryota, Metazoa, Mollusca, Bivalvia, Pectinida, Pectinidae. The record is from RefSeq and is a predicted model, not a curated record. Bases 78 to 983 code for a protein of 301 amino acids.